Molecule: messenger RNA, 2231 nt
Organism: Carassius auratus (goldfish)
Lineage: Eukaryota; Metazoa; Chordata; Actinopteri; Cypriniformes; Cyprinidae
Product: platelet-derived growth factor receptor alpha-like
Exons: 10
Source: RefSeq, a predicted model, not a curated record
CCUUUUCUUCCCUGCUCAAACUCUUUUCAUGCACCUCCUUCAGAACUGCAGAGCGCGGAGAAAUCUGACUCCUCUUUGGAGCUGCAGUGUGAAAACACGGACUCUUAUUUUGAAAGGAAUCAUGGGGCAGAUGGACAGAGGAGGGGCCGUUUCCUGAGAGUUAUUUACUUUGAGCUAGAUGAUUAGUUCUCUGGGAAGGAUGGACUGUAACAUUGAAUCAAUUACAGGUUGCUGUUGCAGAGGCGCAUUUGUGUGAGUGGCUGUGGAGCAGGACGGAGGAGCGCAGCACAAGGAAGAGGAUUAGGCUACUACUGCUUUACAACUGAGGACCCUUAGGCUGAUUAGAGUAUUUUACCAAGAGCUUUGCCAUUCAUUUUGGCUGUUCUUUUAUCAAAGGGAACAACCAAAAGGGAUUAAAAAGCUGAGCAAGAUCUAAGUGAACAUGGGGUUCGUGGAGACACAUCUCGUUUUUGGGAUUGUCUUACUAGGGAUAUUUUUAGAUGUUUCAAAACCGUUUCCAGUAAUUAAUUCAGAUCAAAAGGAAUUUAUUCUCACACCUCAUUCUGAGUUCACCAUCACUUGCUCCGGAGAGAGGACAGUGACAUGGGUCGAGCCUUUACCACCCAACAGUGAAGUGCAGUCCGGAUUUAAUCACAGUACUUUGAUGAUCGCUGAUGCUGAUGCCUCUAACACAGGAUACUACACCUGCAGUUAUGAGGAUCAACCUGAAAAAGACACUGAUAUCUACAUUUUUGUUCAAGAUCCUGAGGUUCCAUUCGUGUCUGAAUCUGCUGUUGAGACAGAUGAGAUGGGCACAACUAUCCCCUGCCGCGCUACAAACCCACAUUCUCAAGUGAUUCUCAGAAACCUGCAGAGUGGGGUUGAAGUUUCUGUGCUUUACGACCACAAACUCGGCUUUUUCGGUGUAAUAACACCUGGUCACUAUGUUUGCGAGACGAGUGUGAAUGGCAAAGCGGUGCAGAGCAUCGUUUAUAACGUGACAAAUGACAUGGAUGAUGAUGAUGAUGGUGAUGUUGAUGAAGAGAAGAGCUUCUACAUAAAGCUGAGUGCCAGUAUGGAGGAUGUGAAAGAGGGGGAUGCUGUCAAUCUGACCUGUGAGACGUCUCCUGGGAAGGCUUUCCACCAGCAGUGGCUGCAUCCCCAAAAACAGGCCGGAAAUGCUGUUUCAAUGAAAGUUAACUUUCCCGGACAAGGUCAGUACAUCCUCAACAUCCCGAAAGCCUCUGUGGCAGACACUGGACUCUAUGAGUGUGCUGUUACCAACCAGCUCACUGAUCAAACCAAGUCUCUCAGCCUGGGAAUCACAGUCCACGAGAGCUCUUUUGUGGAAGUAAUAUCUAAUGGCAUUGGGCCAGUGGAGGUUGUGUCGCUUCUGGAGGAAAAAGAGUUCACUAUUUACAUUGAUGCUGACCCUGAGCCAAAGGUCAGGUGGUUUAAAGAUGACCUUCCGCUGGAUGACAGCUACAUCUCCACCAAGACCACUCAUCUACAAGGCCUCAGGUAUGAGAAUAUUCUGGUUCUCCGUCACCCCAUAGAGGAAGACAGUGGCGUCUAUGAGAUUGUUGCAUCCACUGGUUCCAUGACUUCAAGAUUUUCUUUCAAACUGCUUGUUGAAGCUAUGUACCCAGAGCUGCUACAGUCAGUGCUGGCUCCUGUCAUGUGGCCCCAGAGGGACAGCAUGGAGGUGUCUCUCCACUCCACUUUCCGACUCACGUGUCGCGGUCAGGCCGAGCUCUCCUGGCACGGCCCUGUUUAUCUCCACGAUCAGUUCGACUCGGAAAAAAAAGGACUCUUCAUCUCUACUGUGACUGUUGGCAAUGCGACGGCCGCCCAUACAGGAAAAUACAUCUGCUACUAUGACUCAAGCAAUAACACUGAGGAGAGCUCCAUCUAUAUUUAUGUGCCAGAUCCAGAAACGCCAUUUGUGCAGUCCAUGAUCCCUUUUGAAAACCAUGUGCUGACGAGUCAUGAUGAAAUGGAGAUUCCCUGCCGUGUGACGGACCCCAGUGCCGAAGUCUCCCUGAUUCACAUCGAGUCCAAUCAGGUUCUGCCCAGCGUCUAUGACAGCACGAGAGGAUUCACUGGCCUCUUCAGCUCUGGGACGUAUGUCUGCAGGGCCCUCACUAACGGACAGAUGCAUGACAGCAUAGAGUACAUUGUUCAUGGCUGGACAGGUGAGAAUGAACUUGAUUCAUUCAUGUGGAUGGCAU